AUGGCUUUUCACACAUGUGUUUUCAUGGGAAGAUGGCUUCUGGUAUGGUGCCUGGUGAUGUUUUGCCUCGCCUGUGGGUCACCGGACGGCGGCCGAAAGGGGCCAUCGACUACGCCGACCUCGAAUCGAUCCAGGACCCCUCGGUCGAGAGAUGAGCACGAUGGUCAAAGGUGGGUCUUCCAUGUGGUGCACGGAUUCCUGAGGGAGCAUCGAAUGGCGGAUGGCGCUUGGAGGAUUGAAUAUCCAGAGGACAAUGCUACCGCCUCAGCCUCGACGUCUUGUCAACCGACUGGAGCAUCGGGCGCUUUGGACGCCGUGGAGGGGGCGACCCACAACCUGCCAGAUGGAGUAUCGGGUGCUCCAGCCACGGCGGAAGGUGCGACCAACAACACGGAGUUGCCUGCAUCAUCGCAGGAACAACUUCCGGCACUACGGGCUGUGCAGACUCACUUGUGGGAGGUGAUGAGGGAAUUGACUGCCCACCUGACGGAAGGAGUCGAACUCAGUGAGGCGGCACAGGCACACUGGAGAGAUGCCACCACGCAACUUCAGGGCAUGCUUGGGGCCGGCAGCAACCCGGCGGAUCUUCAGACUCAACUUGGCGACUGGCUCCUGGGUCAAGCCUUGGAUCCUGAAGUGGUGACAUAUGGAUUUACGUGGACGAUGAGGUCGGCAACGUGUUCCUCGCCGGUGGGGACGGCCCAAUGGGUGCUGGACAUGGUCACCGGGGACUUGCCGGCCAAGCCCAGCCGACCUCAACGUGAUGCUGGAGGAGAUCAGCAGUGA
Symbiodinium natans is the source of this 786-nucleotide messenger RNA. Lineage: Eukaryota; Dinophyceae; Suessiales; Symbiodiniaceae. The record is from the annotation of a GenBank genome assembly.